GAUGGCGGCCAAUCUGUAUACUAUUUUGCUGUAUUUGGUUGAACUGUGAUUCUCUGGUGAAUGUUUUGGGUAAAGUUGGUAUCUUUGGGUAAACACUAGGCCUAUCAACGCUCUACCUAGUACCUUGUUUAUUUGAGAAUAUAUUAUGUCUUACUAGGUAAUAGUUCCUCACGAUUUUAAAAGCAAGAACCCGAUAGGCCUAUGUCUUGAAACCUGGAGUCGAGUGUAGUAGAUGUCAGCCUUUCCUAGUUUGCAAAGGACACGUAUUAAUUUUCUUGUGUGGCGAAUUUCUUUAAUGCAGUGUUCGUGUACCUGAUGUAGAACUGUACCAAAUGGAAAUUGUACUCAAAUCGUCCCAGGUCUAAGACAAAAUGGAUGACCUUGCAUGAAUCUGAAAGGAAAUUCCGAAUUAGUAUCUGUACAUGGCAUACCCAUUUUGGACUGAUUGUCCUAAAUCUUAGCACAUUACAGAGACUACUGUGUCAGUUUGAAAAACACAAUGCCAGUGAAUACUGUUGUUACUUGUACUGAUUAACAGACACUGUUACUCAAGAAAACUUAAACAUGACUGAGGAGGAAGGGAAAGGUCUUAUUGCUACAGGGAAAACCUUUGAAGAACUUGCUGAUGAAUACUUGGGCGACACCGCAGGGUCUGAGAUAGGAGAUGAUGAUUUGGGUGAUCUGGCAGAGAAGUAUCUGACAGACUUGGUCACAGUUGACUUAGGGGAGAAGACAUUCAGUUGUUCUGGGGUUUCAGACAGUGAGAAGGCUACUUCAGAGAAACCAGCCUCGUCUAGUACGCUGGAAAAAGAUGCUGCUGUUCUUCCUGCUGCUUUCGAUUCGCAAAACAAAAGAAAAUCUCUGGGUUCUCCUGCAUCAUCUGAUAGGAAACAAAGGAAAACUGAAGAACUCGGAGAGAAGGACCAGGCCAAAGAGAAACUCACUGCCAAAGUUUCACCAACAGUAACAAAUACCUCUGUCAAUGAUAGUAAACCUGGGAAUGCAACAUCGGCAGAAACCAAAGGAGCAUCUAGUUUAACACAAGAGGGAGGCAAACACGAUAAGCCUAAACAAGUCGAAACACAAUCUUUAUCGGGUGGCCCUAAAACAAAAGAGUCCCGUUCAGGUGGUCCAAUGCGCAGUCAUGGCAGAGGGAACCAUCAAGCCAAAUAUUCCAGGGAUGCUGCAACUAGAUACUCUAGGCCAGGGCACAGAGAGCAGGAUAGGAGAGGGCUUUUGGGACAUUUUCCUUCCAGCCAUAAUCAUAAUAAUGUUAUGGCUAGACCGGAGAGCCAGAACAGGAAUGGACCAAGGAGUGCUAGUCAUGAUCAGAAUACAUUAAGAUGGAACAGUGAUCGAUUACCGUAUGAUUCUACUUGCAUCGUGGGGCCCCGUGGAGAAGGAAGAGACAUUGGUAGGUCAGACUUUCGUGCAACACAUCCUGAGGGUUUUGACAGGCGACAACCUCUCCUUAUUGAGAAUAUUGAUUUUCGAGGCCCACCUAUACCAAAUAGACAGCCUAUACUGAAGAAAAGAGAUGGUCUACUAGAUCCCCCUCAACCAUCUUUUCAAAGAAAUGAGUAUGUGCCUUCUGAAUUGUGCAGGAGAGAUGGUCUGUUAGAUCCUCCUCCUCAACCACCGUUCAAUAGGGAGGAGAAUAGUCGGAGAAAUGGUCUGUUAGAUCAUCCCCCUCAACCACCGUUCAGUAUGGAGGAGAAUAGUCGUAGAAAUGGUCUGUUAGAUCCUCCUCCUCAACCAGCGUUCAAUAGGGAGGAGAAUGGUCGUAGAAAUGGUCUGUUAGAUCCUCCUCCUCAACCAGGGUUCAAUAGGGAGGAGAAUAGUCGGAGAAAUGGUCUGUUAGAUCCUCCUCCUCAACCAGCAUUCAAUAGGGAUGAGAAUUUUAAGAGAGAUGGUCUGUUAGAUCCUCCUGAACCGUCAUUCAAUUGCGAAAGUAAUUUUAGGAGAGAUGGUCUGUUAGAUCCCCCUCACCAAGCUUGCAGUAGGGAACAGAAUAUGCAGCCCAUGAUGAACAGAAGAGAUGGACUGUUAGACCCUCCUCAACCGUCGUUCAAUAGGGAUGAACAUUUUCGGAGAGAUGGUAUGUUAGAUCCUAUGCAACCAUCGUUCAAUAGGAAUGAGAAUUUUAGGAGAGAUGGUCUGCUAGACCCACCUCAACCAUCGUUCAAUAGGGAUAAGAAUUUUAGGAGAGAUGGUCUGUUAGACCCUCCUCAAAAAUCGUUCGGAAGGGAUGAGAAUUUAAGGAGAGAUGGUCUGUUAGAUCCUAUGCAACCAUCGUUCAAUAGGAAUGAGAAUGUUAGGAGAGAUGGUCUAUUAGACCCUCCUCAACAGUCGAUCUAUAGGGGUGAGAAUUUUAGAAGAGAUGGUCUGCAAGACCCUCCUCAACCAUCGUUCGGAGGGGAUGAGAAUUUAAGGAGAGAUGGUCUGUUAGAUCCUCCACAUCAAUCGUUCAAUAGGGAUGAGAAUUUUAGGAGAGAUGGUCUGUUAGACCCUCCUCAACCGUCAUUCAAAAGGGAUGAGAAUUUUAGGAGAGAUGGUCUGCUAGACCAACCUCAACCAUCGUUUGGUAGGGAUGAAAAUUUAAGGAGAGAUGGUCUGUUAGGUCCUCCACAUCAAUCAUUCAAUAGGGAUGAGAAUUUUAGGAGAGAUGGUCUGUUAAACCCUCCUCAACAGUCAUUCAAUAGGGAUGAGAAUUUUAGGAGAGAUGGUCUGUUAGAUCCUCCACAUCAAUCGUUCAAUAGGGAUGAGAGUUUUAGGAGAGAUGGUCUUUUAGACCCUCCUCAACAGUCAAUCAAUAGGACUGAGAAUUUAAGGAGAGAUGGUCUGUUAGAUCCUCCACAUCAAUCGUUCAUUAGGGGUGAGAAUUUUAGGAGAGAUGGUCUGUUAGACCCUCCUCAACCGUCAUUCAAUAGGGAUGAGAAUUUUAGGAGAGAUGGUCUGUUAGACCCUCCUCAACAGUCAUUCAAUAGGGAUGAGAAUUUUAGGAGAGAUGGUCUGUUAGAUCCUCCUCCUCAACCAUCGUUUGGUAGUGAUGAGAAGUUUAGGAGUGAUGGUCUGUUAAAUCCUCCUCAUCCGUCGUUCAAUAGGGAUGAGAAUUUUAGGAGAGAUGGUCUGUUAGACCCACCUCAACUGUCGUUCAAGAGGGAUGAGAAUUUUAGGAGAGAUGUUCCCUUAGAUCCUCCUCCUCAACCAUCGUUCAAUAGGGAUGAGAAGUUUAGGAGAGAUGGGCUAUUAGACCCUCCUCAACAGUCAAUCAAUAGGGGGGAGAAUUUUAGAAGAGAUGGUCUAUUAGACCCUCCUCAACAGUCAAUCAAUAGGGAUGAGAAUUUUAGGAGAGAUGGUCUUUUAGACCCUCCUCAACCAUCUUUCAAUAGGGAUGAGAAUUUUAGGAGAGAUGGUCUUUUAGACCCUCCUCAACAGUCAAUCAAUAGCGAUGAUAAUUUUAGGAGAGAUGGUCUUUUAGACCCUCCUCAACCAUCUUUCAAUAGGGAUGAGAAUUUUAGGAGAGAUGGUCUUUUAGACCCUCCUCAACAGUCAAUCAAUAGGGGUGAGAAUUUUAGGAGAGAUGGUCUGUUAGAUCCUCCUCAUCCAUCGUUUGGUAGGGAUGAGAUUAUGCAGCCUCUGUUGAACAGAACAGGUGACCUGUUAGCUCCCUUAAACAGAACAUUUGUUGGGGAUGAGAACAGACAGAGAGAAGGCCUGUUAGAAGCCCCACACCCAACAUUCGGUAGGGAGGAGAACAAGUCGGCCAUGUUGUUGAACAGAAGAGACAGUCUACUGGAUCCCCCACACCCACCCUUAACAUGGGAUGAGAAUAAUAGGAGAGAUGGUCUGUUAGAUCCUCCACAACCAUCCCUUGGUAGGGGUGAGAACAGCCAGAAAGAUAGCCUGUUAUAUCCCAGACACCCUGUGCCAACACCAAACAGAAGAGGUCUGUUAGAUCCCCCUCUUGCCACGACUCUCAGCAGGGAUAUGUGUCAUUUUGAUUACAAAGGGGAUGGCAAUGAACGACAGGUACACAGAUCACACCCCAAGCCUCAUCUCCCAAGAGGUGAUCAAGGCAAUGGUGGACAGUCUGUGAACCAGAGGCCUCACCAUCAGCCUGUUGAAGAACCCCCCAAAGCAUCCUGCAGUGUUAAGGAAAUGCAGAGGACGGAUGCAAGGAAACCUAGAGAGUUCAGGCGAGGUGUAAGUGUACAUGAAUUCGUUACCAAGUUAGUAUUGAGUACGUUCAGCACAACUAGAAGUGCUACAUUGACAGUUGGAAAAUACAGCAUGCCAGCAAACUGUCAAUCUGCUGUUCCUCCUGAGAUCAACUUUCAACUGUUAAAAAGACUUCCAAAGAAUAUUCAGAAUGCGAACACCGUGUUAAUGGAUUGUCAGCGAUGGCUUGCAAGAGGUAUGACCCCAUUAGUCACACAAGUCAGUAUGUUUGGCAAGGCGCCCCAGACUUCAGGUGAGGUUUGUCGGAGAACGACUGAUUCAUUGAGGAUUUUGGCCUGUGCCUGUGUCAACAUCUCCAAAGCGAGACGCCUGCUGAUGAAAUGUCACCUGCCAGAAAAAUAUGGAGUCUUGUGCAAAAUGUCCAACUCUAUCACCAGCUAUCUGUUUGGUGAUAAAGUUGAUGAAGAUAUUCGCUGGAUACAGGCAGGAACCUCUAAGAGCAAGAUGCUAAAUGGACCCAAUGAAGAAGCUCACAUUCCAAGAAUUAAGAGUGAUCUUCUUCGGGAUGAAAACAUUGAUGAAGAUGUGGCCAAUAUGGUCAACAGGGCAUGCACAAAAGAAGGGAUUGUGAAAGAUUUGCGAGAAAAAUAUAAGAUACCUUCAAACCUAAACUGUAUGACACCCCCAAAGCUCAACCAUGAGAUAUCUAGCAUGCUUCCUGCUGCAUGUGUGGACUUGGACAGCAAGCUGCACGAUGUCCAGUUGUCAACAUCUGAAGCUAUGGUCCCUGGGGUGUACUUGCUGGAGAGAAUUCAUGAGAAGAUGUAUAAUGACUGUGAGGCUUUGGGGAUGCUUACUGAUGCCUUAGCUCUCUUGGGAGAUGCUAUGUUUCAGUACAAUAACCUCCGGAUGGAACUCUUCAAGGAGAACCUGCCAUUGCAGCUUCAACAGGAGUGUGUUUGGGGUGGUAGAGAGGCUGACAGUAAGGCUCCAGAUUGCAAAUAAUGAGCUGGUCACAGUCAGGGUCUUAGGAGGAGAGGGUAAGGUCAUGAGAGAUGUUGGGUCAGAGGGAAGGUUUGAUAUAGAGACAGAUUACAUUAGGAAAGAAACCAGGAAAGGUGAAAGGUACAGGUGAGGUUAGAUUAAAGGGAGGUGAGGUGGGAGGAAAGGUGUGGGCGAGGCUGGAAAAAGGAGUUAGGUGAGGUUAGAAGAAUAUAUGUGAGCUUAGAUUAUGGGUACAGGUGUGAUUAGAAUAAGGGGAUAGGUUAGGUUAGAGGAAAGGUAUUGAUGAGGUGAGAGGAACGGGGCUGGUGAGGUUAGAUAAAAAGUGAGUAGGUGAGGUUAGACUAAGGGGAUGGGUGAGGUUAUCCGAAGGGGAUUGAUGAGGUUAUCUGAAGGGAUAGGUGAGGUUAGGAUGAGGGGAUGGGUGAGGUUAUCUGUAGGGAUAGGUGAGGUUAUCUGAAGGGGAUAGAUGAGGUUAUCUUAAGGGAUAGGUGAGGUUAGGCUAAGGGGAUAGGUGAGGUUAUCCUAAGGGGAUAGGUGAGGUUAGGCUAAGGGGAUAGGUGAGGUUAUCCGAAGGGGAUAGGUGAGUUUAUCUGAAGGGAUAGGUGAGGUUAGGCUAAGGGGAUUGGUGAGGUUAUCCAAAGGGGAUAGGUGAGGUUAUCUGAAGGGAUAGGUGAGGUUAGGCUAAGGUGAUAGGUGAGGUUCCCCGAAGGGGGUAGAUGAGGUUAAAGGAUGAGAGGUUGAGAUUAGAAUGUGUACUCAGAUGAACAUGCCAUACACGACUGCUGAGCAAUUAAAACAUUGAAGAAAGUGAAAAUUUUGUGAUGAUGAGGAUAGACUGUAUGCAGGAAAUAAUGUUUUGUAUUAAUUUAUGAGAGGCAUUGCAACUUUUAGUUUAGUGUUAUGUCCCUUAGGUUCCAGGAUACACUGGUUGUGAUUUGAUAACAGGAACCAGUGCAUCAUGACCCUUGAGUUCUCCUGAUGUUACGGUGUGUGUAGGAAUCAUUCAGACACUUGACAUGUAGUUUCCCAAUUUGACCGUUCAUCAUGUCAUCGAUGUGUGAAAUGAGGAUCAGAUGGUCACAAUGUCUGACCAUAGUGAUGCAUGUGACUAGCUUAAGCUUUAUGUAAAAGCCCUGCGAUGUUGCUGGAAUAUUGCUGACUCUGCUUUUAUGGGACAUUCAAUUCUCUGUAUGCAAAAUGUAAAACUUGCUUCACAUCCUUCAAUAUUGGCUUAUUGUUGUUUAUAGUGAUGUAGACAUUGGCUAAGUUUUGAAAUGUACAACAUGCUUUGUACUGAGAGGGAGAAUGGAAAUUUGUUGAUAGAGAAACAUGAUUGAUAUAUAUGGUCUGUGUUAUAGGACUGUUGAUUGAGUUUAUAUUGUAUGUACAGCCAUGAAACAUUUAAUGUUUUUUCUUGGUGCAGAAAUGAGUGGAAGUUUUUUUGUCAACAUAUUUUCUUUUCACAAUAUGUAUGAAUGGCUUUGUUAAGGGAUCUUUGUACAGCAAAGCUAACCCUUUCCUAAGUUUAGCAGUGGUCAAGAAUAUUCUUUUAACAGUUCAAUUUAGUGGAAUGAUUAGGUCAUACUGAUUUGGAAAGAAAUAAGGGAAUUUCUUACAUUGAUAUCCUCUAGAUGUAUCAUCUGAGGGAGGACGGGCAGAAGCCUUAAGGUGCUUAAAAUUAGAUGUGCAGAGUUGUAGGGCUGGGACAGAUAACUCGGGUACCCACAGUACUAUGCGGACCCAUGGUUAGUCACGUGAUUUAUUGUUUAAUGACAAAAAAAAUCACUUUAGCACAGUGGUUACAUUACAAGUCGCCAAUAUUCGCAUUUCUUUCAGAUGAUGCACACAUUCCUUUUGACUUGCAAUGUUUGAGUAAAGAUAAAGCUUCAGUCAUCUUCAGUGUACAAAUGAUCUGAUCAUUUGAUACAUGUACAUAAGUAACUUUUGUUAUGGUUGCGGGGAAAAAAAUCCAAAUCGGACAUUUUGUACCCAACUUUUGAGACCUACAGUAGGUACUUGGCUAGGGUUGGGGAAUAGGGGGCACAAUGCAUCACUAUGGUACCUGGGUAGUAAAUCUGGACCCGUCCCAGCCCUACAGAGUUGUUACCCUUGUGGAGUUGCUUCCCUUUUGUGGAUGAGCAUUGCACUUUUUGGCUGUGUAGAGUUGCUUCCCUUUUGCGGAUGAGCAUUGCACUUUUUGGCUGUGUAGAGUUGCUUCCCUUUUGUGGAUGAGCAUUGCACUUUUUGGCUGUGUAGAGUUGCAUCCCUUUGGUGGAUGAUCAUUGUACUGUUGGUUGUGUCACGUUGUGUCCUUACAGUUGCUAGAGCCACUGUCCAUGAGUGCAAAUCAUACAUAAGCCUUUGUCUGGUCCUUGUGUUCAUAUUCCACAAUAGUGGUAUAUCAUUGAAAUCUGAUCAUAUGGGAUUUCUUCCGACUGCAAAACGUCUGAAGCAGUCUUAGGUAGGGGUGAAACGAUACAGCAUAUUUACGUCAAGUCAGGUGGAAACUUCUUAACUAUAAAUAUUUCAGAGCAGGUUCCAAAGGAAAAGCCAGCUGCAGACAUGUUCAUAGUGACUGUUCUUAGUUGUGAACUUGAAAAGCUAAUUACAACACAUUUUGCAAAAUUUGUCUAACAAAAACGCUGGAUUGGGGGUCAUGAAUAACUAGUAAGUGAUUUAUUUUAGAAAGUGUAUCGCUUUGUAUCGAUACAGAAAAAACAACAUGCGUCGUAUCAUCCCAUGAAAACUCAAUGCACAGGGCAUCAGUGUAUUGUUUCAUCCCAAUGUUAGGCACAUCUAGGGCUGGGACGGGUAACUCAGGUACCCGGGUUGGGUGGGUACUGAGUAGGACCCGGGUACUCAUAGGACUACCCAGACCCGUGGUUAGUCACAUGAUAUAUUGUGUAAUGACAAAAAUUAUCUAGAACCCUAUGGUUACACUACAAGUCACUAAUUUUCGCAUUUUUUUCUGACUAUGCACCAUUCCUUCUGACUUUAUAUAUGGUAGAAUAAAGAUAAUACGUCAGUCAACUUCAGUGUAUGCAUGACCAGAUCGUUUAACACGUGUAUCUAAAUACAUUUUGCCAGGGCUAUUGUAAAAAAUGCCCAAUCGGACAUUUUGUACCUAUCUCUCGAGACCUACAGUGGGUACCCGGGUAGGGUCGUGUAAUAAGGGCAUGGGUACACGGGUAGUAAAUUUGGAUUCGUCCCAGCCCUAGGCACAUCCCCUCAACUGUCUUGAGAUACCUUGUAAAACUGAAAUACUAUACAAAGGGGCCUUAAACCAUGACUCAGGCAAACCACUCCCCACACCACUCGUACAUACCAUUUCCACGAGUCUUGUCUUCUUCAUAACAUUAAUACUGAAUUCAUAUCCCUUAUUUCUUUGCUAUCAGUGUCUAUUUGGUAUACUUUAUCUGACAUUCAGUUUCAAAAUACUGAUGUUAAACAUUGUAUUUGUAUUUGUCUCUGUUAAUGUUCACAGGAAGAAUGAUUUCAAAUUGCAUUAAUGAUUUAUGUGACUGUAAUAAACAUCAUGUCUUACACCAUACAAAUUAAAACUAAUCAUGUG
Haliotis rufescens (red abalone) is the source of this 8758-nucleotide messenger RNA. RefSeq lists its product as uncharacterized. Bases 565 to 5187 code for a protein of 1540 amino acids. Lineage: Eukaryota; Metazoa; Mollusca; Gastropoda; Lepetellida; Haliotidae. The transcript is spliced from 3 exons. The record is from RefSeq and is a predicted model, not a curated record.